This is a messenger RNA of Cottoperca gobio, 4823 nucleotides long. Its product is annotated as NACHT, LRR and PYD domains-containing protein 12-like. Lineage: Eukaryota; Metazoa; Chordata; Actinopteri; Perciformes; Bovichtidae. The record is from RefSeq and is a predicted model, not a curated record. The coding region runs from base 351 to 4598 and encodes 1415 amino acids. Gene Ontology annotation, molecular function: protein binding. The transcript is spliced from 17 exons.
UCAGACUACAAACAAAUCCCACCUCAUACAUAAUUGCCAUACUUUCAUCCCAGAUAACGUCCUCCAGGAUGAUCUUUGAAAGGGGGUAGUGUGAAUUGGCGCAGCUUGACGCUCCUGUGUUUGGACGCGGCUGCCUGCAGUGAAAGCUCAGGGCAGCUUGACAACUUUCUUUACCCGAGACACCUGGGUGACGUGUGUCGCUGGAGUUUGUAGUUGUCUUGUGUGAAAGACUGAUUAAUCAUUUAAUAACUAUUUCCUCUGUUUCUUUCUUUAUGCGGUAUUACGUCUUCGGUUAGUUUCACUUCAGUGUGACGCAGUUAUCUUCACCAUGGGAAUGUGUAAGGUCGACUAUGAAUCUUUCUGAAAGUAUGAACGAGGAAGUCCUCUCCUCCAAAGUGCCUCCACCUGGGGAACAUGCCAGCUCGAGCAAAGCUCAGAGCCAAGGGCAGCGGCAGGAGAGAGCAGCCUCCCCUGCUCCCAGCUGUGUGUCCAUGAAGAGCAACCAGUCAAUGGAGCCGCCGCUUGGUUUUAAAAAACAUUGUUCUUAUGGAACAGAGAUCCAGCAGGACAGAGCAGGCUCCGCUGCUCCCAGCUGUGUGUCCAUGAAGAGCAACCAGUCAAUGGAGCCGCCGCUUGGUUUUCAAAAACAUCGUUCUUCUGAAACGGAGAUCCAGCAGGAGAGAGCAGCCUCCCCUGUUCCCAGCUGUGUGUCCAUGAAGAGCAACCAGUCAAUGGAGCCACCGCUUGGUUUUCAAAAACAUCGUUCUUCAGAAACAGAACUGUGUGGCCUGGACGAUCCACCAGACUCCGUAUUCAUGCUCCUUGAGGAGGACAUCAUCAGUUUUGUGAAGAAGGAGCUGAAGACGAUGCAGAGGAUUCUGAGUUCGCAAGAGGAGGUGAUGGACAGCGAGGAGGACGAGGGUAUGAGGAGCAGCAGGGAGGCAUUUGUGAACAUUGUGCUGAACUUCAUGAGGAGAAACAAGCAGGAGGAGCUGGCCGACUCUCUGCAGAGCAAAUCUCCGGCGGUGUGCCAACGAAAACUCAAAUCUAGUUUGAAGCAGAAGUUCCAGUGUUUGUUCGAGGGAAUCGCUAAAACGGGAAUCCCGACCCUUCUGAAUGAGAUCUACACAGAGCUGUACAUCACAGAGGGGGGGGCUGCAGAGGUCAACGAUGAACAUGAGAUCAGACAGAUCGAAACAGCAGCUCGGAAACAGGCCAGACCAGAAACCCCAAUCAAAUGCAAAGACAUCUUUAAACCGUCACCUGGAAGAGAUGAACCGAUCAGAGCAGUGAUGACGAAGGGAGUGGCUGGCAUCGGGAAAACAGUCCUAACACAGAAGUUCACUCUGGACUGGGCUGAAGGCAAAGCCAACCAGGACAUACAUUUCAUGUUUCCAUUCACUUUCAGAGAGCUGAAUCUGCUGAUGGGGAAAAAAUACACCUUAGUGAAACUUAUUCAUCAUUUCUUUAGAGAGGUCAAAGACGCAGGGAUCUGCAGGUUUGAACAGUUCCCGGUUGUGUUCAUCUUUGACGGUCUGGAUGAGUGUCGACUUCCUCUGGACUUCUACAACAACGAGAUCCUGACUGACGUGAUGGAGUCCACCUCAGUGGAUGUGCUGCUGACAAACCUCAUCCAGGGGAAUCUGCUUCCCUCUGCUCGCCUCUGGAUAACCACACGACCUGCAGCAGCCAACCGGAUCCUUCCUGAGUGCGUGGACAUGGUGACAGAGGUCAGAGGGUUCACUGACCCACAGAAAGAGGAGUACUUCAGGAAGAGAUUCAGAGAUGAGGAGCGGGCAAACAGGAUCACCUCCCACAUUAAGACAUCCCGAAGCCUCCACAUCAUGUGCCACAUCCCAGUCUUCUGCUGGAUCACCGCUACAGUUCUGGAGGAUGUGUUGAAAACCAGAGAGGGAGGAGUGCUGCCCAAGACCCUGACUGAGAUGUACAUCCACUUCCUGCUGGUUCAAGCCAAACUGUGGACCGUCAAGUAUCACGUAGGAGCUGAGACGGAUCCACGCUGGAAUCCAGGGAGCAGGCAGAUGGUUUUGUCUCUGGGAAAACUGGCAUUUGAGCAGCUACAGAAAGGCAACCUGAUCUUCUACGAGUCCGACCUGAUGGAGUGUGGCAUUGAUAUCACGGCAGCGUCCGUGUACUCGGGAGUGUUCACGCAGAUCUUCAAAGAGGAGAUAGGGCUGUAUCAGGAGAAGGUGUUCUGCUUUGUUCAUCUGAGUGUCCAGGAGUUUCUGGCUGCUCUUUACGUCUCUCUGAGUUUCACCAACUCUGGCAUCAAUCUGCUGUUUCAGUCAAAAACCUGGUUGUCUAAUCUAUUUAGGGACAAAUCUAAACUAUCACUCCUCUUCCAAAGUGCAGUGGACAUGGCAUUACAGAGUCCAGAUGGGCACCUGGAUUUGUUCCUCCGCUUCCUCCUGGGCCUUUCUCUGCAGACCAAUCAGACUCUCUUACGAGGCCUGCUGACACACACAGGAAACGACUCGCACACCAAUCAGGAAACAGUCCAGUACGUCAAGAGCGUGAUCAGGAGGAACCUGUCUCCGGAGAGAAGCAUCAAUCUGUUCCACUGUCUGAAUGAGCUGAAUGAUUGUUCUCUAGAGGAGGAGAUCCAACAGUACCUAAGUUCAGGAAGUCUGUCCACAGUCCAGCUCUCUCCUGCUCAGUGGUCAGCUUUGACCUUCAUCUUGUUGUCAUCAGAGAAAGACCUGGAUGUGUUUGACCUGAAGAAAUACUCUGCUUCUGAGGAGGGUCUUCUGAGGCUGCUGCCAGUGGUCAAAGCGUCCAAUAAGUCUCUGCUGAGUGGCUGUAACCUGUCAGAGAAAAGCUGUGAAACUCUGGCUUCAGUUCUCAGCUCCCAGUCGUCCACUCUGAGAGAGCUGGACCUGAGUAACAACAACCUGCAGGACUCAGCAGUGAAGCUGCUCUCUGAUGGACUGAAGAAUCCACACUGUAGACUGGAAACGCUGAGGUUGAAUCUAAACAAUCUCUCAGAGAAAUGUUGCCAGGAGUUAUCAUCAGUUCUUAGCACCAAGUCGUCCAGUGUGAGAGGUCUGGACCUGAGUUACAACGACCUGCAGGACUCGGGAGUGAAGCUGCUCUCUGCUGGAUUGGAGAGUCCAGACUGUGCACUGGACACACUCAGGUUCAUCGGCUGUAAUUUGUCAGACAAAAGCUGUGAAACUCUGGCUACAGUUCUGAGCAACAAGUCAUCCGGUCUGAGAGAGCUGGACCUGACUAACAACGACCUGCAGGACUCGGGAGUGAAGCUGCUCUCUGCUGCUCUCAGGAGUCCACACUGUCCCCUCCAAACCCUCAGGUUAAAUCAAACCAACCUCACAGAGAAAUGCUGCCAGGAGAUCUCAUCAUUGCUCGGCUCCCAGUCGUCCAAUCUGAGAGAGCUGGACCUCAGUAACAAUGAUCUGCAGGACUCGGGAGUGAAGCUGAUGUUGGCAGGACUGGAGAGUCCACACUGUGCAUUGGAAACUCUCAGGCUGAGUGGCUGUACGUUAUCAGAGAGAAGCUGUGAAGCUCUGGCCUCAGUUCUCAGCUCACGCUCGUCUCGUCUGAGACAUCUGGACCUGAGUGACAACGACCUGCAGGACUCGGGAGGGAAGCUGCUCUCUGCUGCAUGGAAGAGUCCACACUGUGCUCUGGAAACUCUCAGGUUGAGGCAAACUAGGCUCACAGAGAAAAGCUGUCAUGACUUCUUACCGAGCACCAAGUCGUCUAGUCUGAGAGAGCUGGACCUGAGUAACAACGACCUGCAGGACUCGGGAGUGAAGCUGCUCUCUGCUGGACUGGAGAGUCCACACUGUGCACUAGAAACUCUCAGGUUGUCAGGCUGCUUGAUCACAGAUGACGGCUGUACUGCUCUGGCCUCAGCUUUGAGGUCCAACCCCUCCCGUCUAAGAGAGCUGGAUCUGAGCUACAACCAUCCAGGAGACUCGGGGGGGCAGCUGCUCGUUGCUGCACUUCAGGAUCCACGGUGGAGACUGGAUACUCUUCGUGUGGAUCAAGGCUGCGUUCAGUGGUUGAACUCUGGUCUGAUGAAGUAUGUCUGUGAACUCACAUUGAACCCAAACACGGCGCACAAAAACGUCCUCCUGUCCGAGAACAAGCGGAAAGUGAUGCUGGCGAUAGAGAAGCAGCCGUACCCGGAUCACCCCGACAGAUUCGACUGGUGCUACCAGCUGAUGUGCACCACCGGUCUGUCCAGUCGCUGCUACUGGGAGGUGGACUUUGAAGGAGGGAUUGAUAUUGGAGUGACGUACAGAGGACUCCGCAGGAGAGGAGCACGUGACGGCAGCAGAAUUGGAUGGAAUGAGAAGUCGUGGAGUCUUGAACUAACUGAUAAAUGUUACUAUGCGUGGCACAAUAACAUAAGAACAGCGCUCCUCACAUCCUCCUCCUCGGCCUCCAACAGAGUCGCAGUGUACCUGGACUGGCCUGCAGGCACUCUGUCCUACUACAGAGUUUUCCCUGACGCUCUGAUCCACCUGUACACCUUCUACUGUGCGUUCACUGGACCGCUCUACCCUGCUUUUGGGUUCCUGUCGUUGGAGUCGUCCGUGUCCCUGUGUUAAGGACGAGGGAUAUGAGUUUGUGACCCGGCACAAUUGCAUAUUAUUGCUUAUGUCAUUAGUAUAAUAUCUUUGCAGAGGAUUGUCAACUUAAUACUGAAGUAAGAAGCCACUUUUGAACAAACAGCAGCACUGAACUGCUUUUUACUUAUUGUUGAAUUAUGUUUGUAUUUAUGAGCUGACUGAUGGCUGUAAGCCUCCAGGGACAUUAAAGUGUUGUUCUACUGA